Daphnia magna is the source of this 1876-nucleotide messenger RNA. It is a transcript of the gene UbcE2H, whose product is annotated as ubiquitin-conjugating enzyme E2 H. Gene Ontology annotation, biological process: ubiquitin-dependent protein catabolic process; protein polyubiquitination. The transcript has 5 exons. Bases 389 to 949 code for a protein of 186 amino acids. Gene Ontology annotation, molecular function: ubiquitin conjugating enzyme activity. Gene Ontology annotation, cellular component: nucleus. The record is from RefSeq and is a predicted model, not a curated record. Lineage: Eukaryota; Metazoa; Arthropoda; Branchiopoda; Diplostraca; Daphniidae.
UCAGGAAGGAGAGAGCUAAAGCACAUCGUUCCUUCACUGCGUAUCUAUCUUUUUCAACCAAAAUAACUGUGCGAUUUCAAGGUCUUCAGUUCGUCUUUUUUUUUGCUUUCAAACUCGUCGACUGUAUUCGUUGUUUUACUUGAUAAAAGACGAUAUCUUGAAGUCAGUUUCCUCGUGCUGCUUAUAAAUAUAGGUGACGUCAUAUAAGGAAAAGAGAGAAUUUGUUGGUAUCCUUUAGCCAGUCGGCCAUUGAGUCCAUCUUUUCUGUCGAAAUUAAUUAGCAAAGUAGCAAAUUCUAGACUGAAAAAAAAAGAACCUACUCUUUUGUAAAGAGAAAAUUCAAACCGGAGUUUUGCGCGAGGGAGUCGAUUUUGAGUACGAAUAAAAAAUGUCCUCGCCCAGUGCUGGAAAACGUCGAAUGGACACAGAUGUCAUCAAAUUGAUUGAGGGAAAAUACGAGGUCACAAUACUUGGAGGACUUAAUGAAUUUGCUGUAAAAUUUUAUGGGCCACGAGGAACACCUUACGAAGGAGGAAUCUGGAAAGUUCGAGUGCACUUGCCUGAACACUACCCGUUCAAAUCACCAUCUAUUGGCUUCAUGAAUAAAGUCUAUCAUCCAAACAUUGACGAAGUAUCAGGAACUGUCUGUCUUGAUGUUAUCAACCAAGCUUGGACAGCUUUAUAUGAUUUGUCAAACAUCUUCGAAUCUUUCUUGCCACAGCUUCUAACGUACCCAAAUCCUAUUGAUCCACUAAAUGGGGAUGCAGCAGCCAUGUAUCUGCACAAACCUGAAGAGUACAAGAAAAAAGUGCAGGACUAUGUCAAAAAGUAUGCCACCGAAGAGGCUUUAAGGGAGCAGGAAGCCCAAGAAGCCGCUCACCUGUCGUCCGAUUCGGAAUCCUCUAUGUCGGAUUUCAGUGAGGAUGAAGCUCAGGACAUGGAAUUAUGAGUUUUCUCAUCGUUUUUUUUUUACGUGAAAAUUUCGUCGUUUACUACGUUUUCCUCGUCUCUCUUUCAUCGAAAUGGCCUCUUGAUUCUUUUUUCGUCCUUUUUGGCGGCAUUCAUCGUUCAACGGAAGAAAGGAUUCAUCGUACAAAAAAUUCACCUCACACCGGGCUUCAUCAUAUAAUACUUGCGAUAAAUCACCAACCGUCUCUUGCACCUCUUCCCAUCCUUGUCGUUUGUUAAACAAGCCUCGCAUCCUAAUUAUUCUCGGGAUGUUUAAUAUCUAAAUUCUGUCUUAGAAAACAAGAAUAAUUUGCCAAAUUUUUUUUUUAUUUCGUCUCCCAACCCUCGUUCUUUCCCAAUUCUUUUUCACUUCAAGUAAAGAAAGAAAAGAUAAAAAAAUAAAAUUAAUUCUAAAGUUGAGAUGCCUUGAGCAGUCAAGAGAAUAAAUGUUUCAUAGUAAGAGCCCUUUCUAUCACAUAUUAAUUCAUCGGUUCAUUAUUAAUCGUUACACGUUUCUGAUGUGAAUUUAGCUCUUAUAACCCUUUAAAAAAAAUAUCAACGUGUAUGCAUGUCGUGUCGAUAUAUCCAAAAUAUCGUAAUAAGCUUGAGUUCCAUAGUUUGACGAUUUCUUUCCUCUCCGAGUGUUGAAGCUUGGGCGGGAGAUAGAGGACACUUUUCACGUAGCUUAUGUUUUGGACCAUUUUCUUUUAUAAUUUUCAGUUGUUGAGUUAUACUUGACCACGAUUAGAAAAUUCGAUUUUUCUUUCUUUCGUACUUGACAAAUUUAUUCUUACCUGUAUCACAGAAGAUCGACCACGAAGUUUCUUGGUUUGAAGUAAAACUCGAGUGGUCUGAAAAGAAUUUGCAUGUCGGAAUGGAAUACCUGUUUGUUUUUUGGGAAAAAAUAAAAAUGUUUAAAAAAAGGGAA